AUGCCAAGCCCCAAGAAGAAUGGCGACAGGGCAGGCGCUACAAGAUGGACAGGCGCAGAUUGGUCGUCGUGCAGAGGCGAGUCGAGUCGCGUCGUCGAGAUGAUCAGGAUCAGUGAAAUGAUCAACAGCUCCGCAAACACGGCAGCCUCGUGGCAGACCGUUGCCAAGGCCAAGGAAGACAUCACAUACCAACACCCUACCCGUCGCAUUCUCUCCAAGAAAGAUCAUCAUCUCUUCCUCGCCUCUCCUACCUACAACUUGCUCACGGCCUUCGUCUUUGGACUUUCAGACUCAGUCCGCGAGACAACUGUAACCACUGUUCAGAAAGCAGAAAGAGACCCGAUAGUCAACACGAUAGUCAAAAUCUUGGACGAAGCUGAGAGACUGGUUGCUGACUGUCCUGCUGAAGACGCUGGCGGCUCCCGCUUCGGCAACAAGGCUUUCGUCACAUACCUCGACAAGGUCGAAUCACUGCUUAGACAAUGGCACGACAAGCUCGGUGUGACAGAGACUGCUGCUCAAGACGAUGUCUCAACAUACAUCUUCCACUCCUUUGGCAACAAGACUCGCAUCGACUACGGCUCUGGUCACGAGCUCAAUUUCCUCAUCUGGCUACUGUGUCUAAACCGCCUGGACCUCCUCCCACAGUCUACCUUCCCACAACUCGCCCUGGUCGUCUUUCCUCGCUACCUCCGCGUCAUGCGUGUCGUUCAGUCCACAUACUACCUCGAACCUGCUGGCUCACAUGGUGUCUGGGGUCUCGAUGACUACCAAUUCGCUCCUUUCCUCUUCGGCAGCGCCCAGCUCGUUCACCACCCUCACAUCCGACCAAUGUCAAUACACAAGCCUCUUAUCCUCGAAGAGUGCUCGAAGGACUAUCUGUAUCUCGACCAAGUCGCAUAUGUCAACAGUGUCAAGAAUGUUGAUGGUUUGCGUUGGCACUCUCCUAUGCUCGACGACAUCAGCAGUGCGAAGAACUGGGAAAAGGUAGAGGCCGGUAUGAAGAAGAUGUUUGUCGCCGAGGUCUUGGGCAAGCUUCCUGUUAUGCAACACUUUCUCUUUGGCGGUCUGGUGCCUGCCGUCGAUGGCAUGAGCACAGAAGAAGAGACUGAUGUUGCCGGUGAGAUGGAGGAACCGGAAGGCGGUCAAGGUCAAGUCGCUCCAGAAGGUGGCAUGAAGCAUGUUCACGAUCACAGCGGCAAGACUUGGGACGACUGCUGUGGUAUCAAGGUACCCUCUGCCAUUGGCGCCAUGCAAGAGAUGAAGAAACGACAAGGUGGUGAAUCUUUGAGACGAUUGCCCUUUGAUUAG
Aureobasidium subglaciale EXF-2481 is the source of this 1311-nucleotide messenger RNA. RefSeq lists its product as uncharacterized. Gene Ontology annotation, cellular component: cytoplasm; nucleus; protein phosphatase type 2A complex. The record is from RefSeq and is a predicted model, not a curated record. Gene Ontology annotation, molecular function: protein tyrosine phosphatase activator activity; peptidyl-prolyl cis-trans isomerase activity. Gene Ontology annotation, biological process: mitotic spindle organization. The transcript has 2 exons. Bases 1 to 1311 code for a protein of 436 amino acids. Lineage: Eukaryota; Fungi; Ascomycota; Dothideomycetes; Dothideales; Saccotheciaceae.